Molecule: messenger RNA, 2032 nt
Organism: Myodes glareolus (Bank vole)
Lineage: Eukaryota; Metazoa; Chordata; Mammalia; Rodentia; Cricetidae
Source: RefSeq, a predicted model, not a curated record
UGGAUGCCCCAGAGGAUGAGGAGGCAUGAGCCGGGAGGCUUUGGGGGCGGGGCCACGUCAGGAGGAAGAGGCGGGGCUUGCUCCACCGGACUGCAGAGUGGGCAGGGCAUGAGGCAUCGCACCCUAACCUCCAGCCCGGGCCUCUGGGCCUCUAUCCCGUGUCCACGCUCUGAGCUGCGACUGGACCUGGUUUUAUCUUCUGGACAGUCCUUUCGGUGGAAGGAGCAAAGCCCAGCGCACUGGAGCGGCGUGCUGGCGGACCAAGUAUGGACACUGACUCAGACCGAGGAGCAGCUCUAUUGCACUGUGUACCGAGGAGACAAGAGCCAGGCCGGCAGGCCCACCCUAGAGGAGCUGGAAGCCUUACACAAGUACUUUCAGCUGGAUGUCAGCCUGGCUCAGCUGUAUAGCCAUUGGGCUUCUGUGGACUCCCACUUCCAAACAGUGGCUCAGAAAUUCCAAGGUGUGAGAUUGCUGAGACAAGACCCCACGGAAUGCCUUUUCUCCUUUAUCUGUUCCUCCAACAACAACAUUGCUCGAAUCACCAGCAUGGUAGAACGGCUAUGCCAGGCCUUUGGACCUCAACUCAUUCAGCUUGAUGAUGUCACUUAUCAUGGUUUCCCCAGCCUUCAGGCCCUGGCUGGUCCAGAGGCAGAGCCUCACCUCAGAAAGUUGGGCCUAGGGUACCGGGCCCGCUAUGUAUGUGCCAGCGCCAAAGCUAUCCUCAAAGAGAAAGGUGGGCUGGCUUGGCUGCAGCAACUUCAAGCGGCCUCUUAUGAAGAGGCCCACAAGGCCCUUUGCACCCUGCCCGGGGUGGGCACCAAGGUGGCUGACUGCAUCUGCUUAAUGGCCCUUGACAAACCCCAGGCUGUGCCAGUGGACGUCCAUGUAUGGCAGAUCGCCCAGCGUGACUACGGCUGGCAACCUAACACAUCCCAGGCUAAGAGCCCGAGCCCUCUGGCCAACAAAGAACUGGGAAACUUUUUCCGGAAUCUCUGGGGACCUUAUGCUGGCUGGGCCCAAGCAGUGCUGUUCAGUGCUGAUCUACGCCAACCAAACCAGGCUCGGAAGCCACCAGCAAAGCGCAGGAAGGGCUCUAAGAGACCAGAAGGCUAGGACUCUUGUCAGCGGAGACAAGUGCGGUUCAGAGAUGUCUUGAAAUCAGCGAUUGGUCAGAGGCAGACGGUAUUCAAACCGACAAUUAUGAGAUGCCAGAGGCUAGUCAAUUUGACCCCGGAGUUGCUUUCAGAAGAGUUCUGGUACCUCCCUUAGGGUUCUUAGGCUUCUAGCCCCUCUGUCCCCACCCUCUAGUGAUUAAAGGGAGCUGGGCCCAUGGAAGGUUCAGAAGACUAGGAAAGGGCUGGUGAAAUAAAGAGCUGCAGGAUCCCAUUUGAUUGGCAGGUAAACUGAAGCCCCAAGUCAGUGGAAACAGAGCGGCUCUGCUCCCAUACACUUGCAAGUACUGCUCAAAGGGACCAAGGGAGAGAGGUAGGAUGGGGGAGGUGGAGUUAAAUCUGGCUCCUUAGGGAAGCUGGCCUAAGAGGACCACAGUGCCAUGUGACAGACCCUUGGCUAGGAGCCAGAAUGGGGAGGGUGGAGCAAAUCUGCUCCCGGUGCUGCAGGCUCCAGGCCAAGGGACAUGACCCGACUUGGUUUAAGCAAGACUCUUUGGGAAUAAAUUGAGCUCAGGCUAGAGGGGGAAGCAAUGGCAGGAACUUGAGGUGGGUAUGUCCUAAAGCCAGGCAGGGAGACAUUGGUUCCCAACAUGACCUACCUACCACACCGCUCACUUCUGGAUCCAACAUUUAUUUCUCCCAGUGUGACUGUCCAUUGUCCUGGAGUAGUCAAGCCCAGGAAGAUUGCUAGAAGGCUGAUCUGGCCUCCCUUACCACGCUGUACCUUCGGAAGCCUCAGUUUCUUCUCUGAUAUGGAAUUAUUGACGACUGACUCAGAAUUCUUUUAAGAGUUCUGUGUAGGGGACUGGAGAGAUGGCUCAGAAGAGCAUUGCCUGCUCUUCCAAAGGUCCUGAGUU